AUGGCCACUUGCAAGCUGAACUUGAUUCUUAUGGAUCUUCAUUUACUGGCAAGGGUUGUCUUCAUUUGGGAAACAAAAAUAUCCCCAGAUACAAAGAGGAUUUUAGAACAGAAAAAUAAAGAAGCUUAUUCAGAGUCAAUUGUUCAGAAUUCCAAGAUUUCUCCAGAAGAAAGAAGGCUACAAAGUGCUCUAUAUCAGAGAUUGCACCCAGAUAAGGAUUUUGUGCUUGACCUAGAUGACCUUGAACAAGCUCUCCAGGAUGUGAACAAAUGCCUGGUUUCUCCAAAAGAGUUCUCUUAUAUUUUCCAUAUUCUUGAACUCCCAGGUCAAAAAUACAGGCUAAACCUCGAACUCUUCUGUGUAGUGGCAGCUCUGUCUGAGAAAGUGACACAGCUUGACCCAGUGAUUAAGAAAUUGGUCAAUAAACUGGAUUUUGAAGCCUUAAGCAUUCGUAUUGAGAAAGCAAAAGAUCUCUGGCAUCUCCUCCAGGACGAUGAAGGAGAGAAAGGAAGGAAAACAAACAAAACGACUGGAGGAUCAGUCAGCAUUCGCCGACUGGCACUUGAGCUGGCAGCAGGUGGAUUUUCAUUGGAGGCUAUUAAUUUUGCCCUGCAGAAGUUCAACCGCGGAAAAGCAGGUGUUCUAUCUUUCCUGGAUUUUGUUACCUACAUCCCCUUGUUUGUCGAAAUCCACGAGGGCAUAGUUCAGAAUCCUCUUUCACUAGUCCCAAACACUGUUCCAGAUCUGGAAGAUGAGCUUCAUAUGAGUGUGAUUUAGAAACACAGAACUGCAAGGUGAAUCCAGCAAUGCAAGAAGACCCAGAUAUGGAAAUCUCAAAUAUAUAUAUAUAUUUAUUUAAUUAAGAAUUUGCUUAAAGUUACUGCUGAUUGCUGUACAAACCUCAAAUAACCUUGUUGUAGUCAGUGCUGAUCAUUAGAGAUUCCCAGUGCAAUAGAGACUUAGGUGAAAGUUUGUGGUAAGGUUGUUCUACUUUCUUCAAAGGCUAUAUAUGAUUCAAUAUAUUCAGUUACAUUAUAAUCCUAUACAGUGGUACCUCGGUUUUCGAAUGUCUCUGCUGACGAAUAUUUCAGUUUUUGAACGCCGUAAACCCAGAAGUGAAUGCUUCGGUUUUCGAACACGCCUUGGAAGUCGAACAUGCCACGCAGCUUCCGCUGAGUGCAAGUUCCUGAGGCCUAGCUGUUGACUGUCAAGUUUUCAGUUUUUGAACGUUUCAGAACGCAAACGGUCUUCUGCAACGGAUUACAUUCAAAAACUGAGCUACCACUGUACAUGCCUACUCAUGUACUGGGGAAUAUUUUCAUGAAACAUCUGCUCCCUUGUAACACUAGAUCAGUUUAACUCCAGUAACAUUCACAGAACCAGUAACAGCUCUUUAAAUUCAAAUUAAUACUUUAAUAUACCGUACUAUCAUUGGCACACAGUUUUUUUCUGUUCCCAAAACAGCUUCUGUGUGCCCUAUAGGAAAGUUAUCUUAACUACAUAAUUGUUUUAAUUACUUUUAGCAUAAUAAAAAUCAUAGUUUUAAUA
Podarcis raffonei (Aeolian wall lizard) is the source of this 1548-nucleotide messenger RNA. RefSeq lists its product as uncharacterized. Bases 1 to 777 code for a protein of 258 amino acids. The transcript is spliced from 6 exons. The record is from RefSeq and is a predicted model, not a curated record. NCBI's taxonomy places the organism in Eukaryota, Metazoa, Chordata, Lepidosauria, Squamata, Lacertidae.